Tricharina praecox is the source of this 1863-nucleotide messenger RNA. Its product is annotated as kinase-like domain-containing protein. Gene Ontology annotation, molecular function: ATP binding; protein serine/threonine kinase activity. The coding region runs from base 1 to 1863 and encodes 620 amino acids. The transcript has 4 exons. Gene Ontology annotation, biological process: protein phosphorylation. The record is from RefSeq and is a predicted model, not a curated record. Lineage: Eukaryota; Fungi; Ascomycota; Pezizomycetes; Pezizales; Pyronemataceae.
AUGCAGAAGGACAAGCAGCUCAAGAAGAAACAGAAGAAGAAGGAGAAGAAGGAGGAACAGGAAAAGAAGAGGGAGAUCAAGAAUAAGCGGAAUGGUUUGCUGACAGAGACAUUGCUUGCAGAGCUCAAGGAAACUCACCUGGGCACAUCAUCAUCCUCGGACAAAUCGCGCUCGGCCUCGACAUCCACCAUCACACAAAACUCAUUGGAUAAGGCAGCACUGUCAUCGACUUCAACCCUUGUGCAGGGAGAGGGAACAGCUACUUCCAGUAAUCCGGAGGAUGCAUCAUUGACUUCCACUGUCAAGCCCGGUCUUCUAAUUGUCACACUCCAUGAGGCGAAGGGCCUGACACUGCCGCCGGCACAGGCGGGCUCGUCGCAGCGACCCCCUUCGUCUGGCGGCACGGGAGGCAACACAUCUAGGCCGGGAACGUCAAACAAUAACAUGGGACACUCGCGACACCUCUCCAAGCUGUUCAGAACGUACUGUGUCAUGGAGUUCGACAAGACGCAGGUAGUUGUCAAUGCCAACUCUGGUGUGCCCGAUGCUCCCAUGUUUGCUGGCGGCACCACUCAGUUCAAGUUCGAUGUCAGCAGGGAGGCAGAGUUGAGCGUCGGUAUUUACAUGCGGAAUCCCGGCCCCAGAGGCGUUGGUGACGAGGACGUGUUUUUGGGCAGCUGCAGGAUACUGCCUAGCUUCGAGGAGCCUGUCCAGGGCGCAAAGAAGCAGCAGCCGGCCAGAGGUCUUAGUGGGACCGAGUGGGUGCCGUUUUCCAACUCGUCAGGAAGCGUCAAGAUCGGUGUCGAGUACAGGCGUAAUCAGGACAUGCCGCUUAGCAUGAGCGAUUUCGACUUGAUGACGGUUGUAGGUAAGGGCAGUUUUGGAAAGGUUAUGCAGGUCAAGAAACGCGAUACCCAACGCAUCUACGCCCUCAAGACCAUCCGCAAGCAGCACAUCAUCUCUCGCUCAGAGGUCAACCAUACCCUCGCGGAACGUACCGUGCUCGCGCAGAUUAACAACCCCUUCAUCGUGCCGCUCAAGUUCUCGUUCCAGUCGCCCGAGAAGCUGUACCUUGUCCUGGCGUUCGUUAACGGAGGAGAGCUUUUCCACCAUCUCCAGAGAGAAGGAAAGUUCGACAUCAACCGAGCGAGAUUCUACACGGCCGAGCUUCUCUGUGCCCUCGAGUGUCUGCACGGCUUCAAUGUCAUCUAUCGGGAUCUGAAGCCGGAGAACAUUCUGCUGGAUUACACUGGACACAUUGCGCUCUGCGACUUUGGUCUGUGCAAGCUGAACAUGAAGGAGGACGAUCGGACCAAUACCUUUUGCGGUACGCCGGAGUAUCUGGCACCCGAGCUACUCCUCGGACAGGGAUACACCAAGACUGUCGAUUGGUGGACGCUCGGAGUGCUUCUGUACGAGAUGCUUACGGGCCUGCCACCAUUCUACGAUGAGAACACGAACGAGAUGUACAAGAAGAUCCUACAGGAUCCGCUCCAGUUCCCACCAGACAUAGACCCACACGCACGGUCAUUGCUGAUCCGACUGCUGGAUCGCGACCCCGCCAAGCGAUUGGGCGCCAACGGUGCUGCGGAAAUCAAAUCGCACAGGUUCUUUGAAAGUAUCGAUUGGAGGAGGCUACUCCAGAAGAAGAUCCAGCCCACGUUCCGUCCCAAUGUGCUCGACGCUAUGGACACCAAGAACUUCGAUCCAGAGUUCACGCAGGAGAUGCCCGCAGACUCCGUCGUCGACGGCGAAUUCCUGAGUCAAUCGGUUCAGCAGCAGUUCACCGGGUGGAGUUAUAACCGUCCGGGCCAGUUGACGUCGGAUGCACCGGGCAGUAUCCGAGAUCCAGGACAUCUCUGA